This is a messenger RNA of Bubalus bubalis (water buffalo), 1855 nucleotides long. RefSeq names its product Myb/SANT DNA binding domain containing 3 (gene MSANTD3). The record is from RefSeq and is a predicted model, not a curated record. The transcript has 3 exons. Bases 270 to 1097 code for a protein of 275 amino acids. Lineage: Eukaryota; Metazoa; Chordata; Mammalia; Artiodactyla; Bovidae.
UGCAGUGUGUACAUAGUUGUUAAGCUGCCUCAAACUCAUUUUAGGAGGAAGCUAUUAUAAAUAAAAUCAACAUAAUAGCCUGGGUGUUAGUUAAGGAAGGCUUCACAAAAAUUUCAUGAGAGUUGGACAUUGAGGGAUGAAGAUAAGCCCUUGGUGGCCUUUGGGGUAAAGGAUUCCAGCCAGAGGAAGCCCCAUGUCCAGAGGCAUGAGAACACAACAAGUUCAAGGGCAUGAAGGAUAGCUAACAGCCAGGAGAAACACAGUGGAAAAUGCAAAACAACGAAAUCAUAAAACCUGCCAAAUACUUCUCAGAAUUGGAAAAGAGCAUCCUGCUGGCGUUAGUAGAAAAGUACAAGUAUGUGCUGGAAUGUAAGAAAAGUGAUGCGCGAACUAUUGCCCUCAAGCAGCGCACCUGGCAGGCGCUUGCCCACGAGUACAACUCCCAGCCCAGCGUGUCGCUGCGGGAUUUCAAACAGCUGAAGAAGUGCUGGGAGAACAUCAAGGCUCGGACCAAAAAGAUUAUGGCCCACGAGAGGAGAGAGAAAGUGAAGCGCAGCGUCAGCCCGCUUCUGAGCACCCACGUCCUGGGAAAGGAGAAGAUUGCCAGCAUGCUGCCUGAGCAACUGUACUUCCUGCAGAGCCCUCCCGAGGAGGAGCCCGAGUACCACGCUGAGGCCGCUGCCCAAGAAUCAUUUGCUGUUUCAAAUAGAGAACUGUGCGAUGAUGAGAAAGAGUUCAUACAUUUUCCAGUAUGUGAGGGGACCUCUCAACCUGAACCCUCGUGUUCAGCUGUCAGAAUAACAGCCAAUAAAAACUACAGGAGCAAAACCUCUCAGGAAGGUGCUUUAAAAAAGAUGCAUGAGGAAGAACACCAUCAACAAAUGUCCAUCUUACAACUGCAGCUGAUACAAAUGAAUGAGGUGCAUGUGGCCAAAAUCCAGCAGAUAGAGCGAGAGUGUGAGAUGGCAGAGGAGGAACACAGGAUAAAAAUGGAAGUUCUCAAUAAAAAGAAGAUGUAUUGGGAAAGAAAACUGCAAACUUUUACCAAGGAGUGGCCUGUUUCCUCAUUUAACCGGCCCUUUCCCAAUUCACCCUAAAAGACUGUGGGGGUGGCCCCCUUGUAAUUAAUCUGUGCUGGCAAAGAAAGUCUGGAACACGAACUUGCGGUCAGUAACCUGUAACAGAGCUACGAACUAGGAAAAUUAGAGUGGUAGUAGUCACUUAAGAAUACAUUCAGGUAAACAGCUGCACCCUGUGUACCCCUUCAGUGGUAAAGAAGCUGUUAGAGUCUUCUGAAAAUUAUCACUUUGAGUGCUAUCCUUCUGAAUGUAAUGUCUUUUAAUUAGAAUUCAUACAAGAACCAUGUGUGAGUGUUGUUGUUGUAUUUUUUUAAUCAAAUGCAAGUGUGACUAUAAAGGGAGUGUGGCUGGGUUUUGUGGGUCUUUUUUUUUUAAACAGCAGACCUUUUCUAUCCAAAUGAAUGCCCUCCCAUUGAAAGCGGCUGUCUUGGGAGGAUACACGUUUCUCCAGCGGUGAUGCUGUUGCUCAGAGUUUGCUAGAGGUCUUUCGGGAACCUCCACAAGAGCUACAGCACACUUUUCAGUUUUUCUGUGUCAUCUUCUGAGUGUGGAUUUUCCGUUUUUAAACAGCCCGACAUAUGGAAGGUUAUUUUCUAAUGUGGCUCAUAGACUGCUUUUUUUCCCCCUUUACUCAAAGAAGAGUUCCAGAUAAUGUCUCCAACAAUGGUAGCUUUGUUGGAACCAAGGAUGUGAUUACUUUGAGAGAGAAAUGUUCGUUUAGAGUUCUACAUUCUGUCAUGCUUAUUUCUUAUUUUAUUAAAAGACAAGACUUGCAA